AUGAGACAGACCAUGUCUAUGGCAGCCGUUAUACCCAACUGCUUCUCCCUCUGUCUUGCUCUUUUCAACUCUCAUAAACUCACAACCCUUGUCUCCACACCCUGGAAAAGAACCUGCACUACCCAUGUCAUUUGCCAUGCUAAAAAGGAGGAAAAGUUGGUGGUUGUUGGAGGUGGAGCAGCAGGGGUGUAUGGAGCAAUUCAUGCCAAGACUAUUGCUCGUCAUCUAAAUGUGAUCAUUGUUGAGAAGGGAAAGCCUCUUUCCAAGGUCAAAAUUUCGGGAGGAGGCCGGUGCAACGUGACAAAUGGGCAUUGUGCUGACAAUUUGAUUUUGGCAGAAAACUAUCCAAGAGGUCACAAAGAACUGAGAGGAUCUUUUUUUAAUGUGCACGGUCCUGAGGAUACCAUGUCUUGGUUUUCCUCUCAUGGGGUGGAGCUGAAGAUUGAGGAUGAUGGUAGAGCGUUUCCUGUUAGCAACAGCUCUUCUUCAGUAAUUGAUUGUCUCAUGUCUGAAGUAAAUCAAAGGGGAGUUUCUAUGCAGACCAAAAAAAAUGUAACUGCGGUGUCUGUUUUACCUGGUGGAAAAUUCCUUCUCGAGAUUAAGCAACUACCAGCUGGUUCGAUUGAACAUGUUGAAGUUGAUUAUCUAUUGAUUGCUUCUGGAAGUAACCGACAGGGUUAUGAACUUGCAUCUCAGCUUGGCCAUUCAAUCGUAGAGCCAAUGCCGAGCUUGUUUACAUUCAAAAUUGAAGACUUGCGUUUGAGGGAGUUGUCUGGGGUUACAUUUCCUAAAGUUAAAGUGCGACUAAAAUUGGACAGUCUCCAAAAAAAUAUACCUCAACUUACACAGGUCGGUCCGAUGUUAGUUACUCACUGGGGACUCAGUGGACCGGCUAUUCUUCGUUUGUCUGCUUGGGGUGCUCGCUUUCUGUUUAGUUCAGGUUACAAAGGGAGACUUGUUGUAGAUUUUAUACCUGAUGUGCAUGUCGAGAGUUUGAAGACAAGUCUUUCCCGUCACAAACUUCAAUUUGCGAAACAAAAAGUGAUCAAUUCGUGUCCUCUUGAAUUUGGCAUAACAAAAAGAUUCUGGAGCUACGUAUUGGAACGACAGGGUUUAAGUGGCGAUAUCUUAUGGGCUUCGAUUUCAAAUAACUCGUUGAUGUCUAUCGGAUCUUUGUUAAAGGAAUGCGCAUUUGAAAUUACAGGCAAAGGUCCAUUUAAAGAUGAAUUUGUUACUGCUGGAGGUGUUCCAUUAUCUGAGAUUUCACUGAAUACAAUGAAAAGUAAAAUUUGUUCAAAUCUGUUCUUUGCUGGAGAGAUACUGAAUGUUGAUGGGGUCACUGGUGGGUUCAAUUUCCAGAAUGCUUGGUCGGGAGGAUUUAUUGCAGGAACCACUAUCGGUGGAUUGGCACUUCAAAGUCAAAGUUGA
Messenger RNA from Vicia faba (fava bean), 1428 nucleotides. NCBI's taxonomy places the organism in Eukaryota, Viridiplantae, Streptophyta, Magnoliopsida, Fabales, Fabaceae. The record is from the annotation of a GenBank genome assembly.